Daldinia decipiens is the source of this 2047-nucleotide messenger RNA. Its product is annotated as Sodium/hydrogen exchanger family-domain-containing protein. Gene Ontology annotation, cellular component: membrane. Gene Ontology annotation, molecular function: antiporter activity. Gene Ontology annotation, biological process: proton transmembrane transport. The transcript has a single exon. Bases 100 to 1905 code for a protein of 601 amino acids. NCBI's taxonomy places the organism in Eukaryota, Fungi, Ascomycota, Sordariomycetes, Xylariales, Hypoxylaceae. The record is from RefSeq and is a predicted model, not a curated record.
AGUAGGUACAUAAAUAUAUUCCACCCAACUUAUUAUCAUUAGCAAAACUUUUAUAGACAUAUCUUCCCUUCCCUCCCCCCUCCCCCCUCCCCCAGCAAUAUGCCCUCCCUACCGUACCACGAACCUUCCAUCAUCCAACUGCUCACCCUGUCCUCUUUCCUCCUCGCGCUCAACGCCAUCAACGCCGUGCUCGACCGCGCGCUGUACUGCGGGCUCGUGGGCCAGGUGCUGGUCGGCGUGGCGUGGGGCGCGCCGGGCGGCAACUGGCUGGCGUCCGAGCUGCAGGUUGCCGUGGCGCAGCUCGGGUAUCUGGGCCUGGUGCUGCUGGUGUUCGAGGGCGGGGCGGCGACACGCGCGGACGCGGUGCGCAGGAACUUGGGGCUCAGCGCGGGAGUGGCGGCGACGGGGGUGGCGGCGCCGAUGGCGCUGGGGUUCGCGGUGCUGGGGCCGCUGGCGAAGGCGGGCGCGGGUGUGGAUGGGAAGAUGGGGUUUGCGGCCGGGGCGGCGCUGUGCUCGACUAGUCUUGGGACGACGUUUGCGGUGCUAGAGGCGAGCGGGCUGGCGGAUACGAGGCUGGGUGCGGUGUUGGGGACUGCGGCGAUGAUGGAUGAUGUGCUGGGGUUGGUUAUGGUGCAGAUUGUGUCGAGUUUGGGCGGGGAGGGGAGGUUUGACGUUGGGAAUGCGGUGCUGAGGCCGGUGUUGGUCUCGCUUGCGUUUGCGGCGGCGGUCCCGGUUGCUUGUCGGUUUGUGCUGAGGCCUUUUGUUGUUCCGGUGGUGAGGAGGGCUAGAAUUAGGGGUGAGGAUGGGGAUGGGGAGAUGGAUAGGACGGGGUGGUGUCGAUGGAGUUUCUUGGAUUCGAAGCAGACUGCUUUUGUGGCACAGACGGCUCUCCUGGUUGUCCUUGUCGUGGGCGCUAGUUUUGCGGGCGCGUCUGUUCUUCUCGCUGCGUAUCUUGCUGGUAUCGUGGUUAGUUGGUGGGGAGAUACUCUGGGCAGUGAUGAGGGCUUGGCCAACGAGCAAGAUCCAAGAAGUCAUCGUGCUGUAUCUUCUCGAGAGCAGCAAAGAGUCGGAUCUGAGGGAAAGGGAGAGGGGACGUCAGAGCAGCAAAAGCCAGGGCACAUUACUCUUGGUGUCUACGAAACUUACUAUUCGCAAGCAGUCACUCGAAUCCUAAAGCCGUUCUUCUUCGCCUCUAUCGGCUUUUCUAUCCCUGUCUCUGACAUGUUCUCAGGAGAGGUGGUAUGGCGCGGAGUUAUCUACGGCAUACUCAUGGCAAUUGGGAAGAUAAUAUGCGGCUUAUGGCUGGUGCGAUUUCCCCUCUCCGCCAGCGGACUCGUAAGAGCCUUCGCCUCAUUCGCCUCGUCCCGAUAUCGAGCCCUUUUCUCGAGGUUUCGCCGGCCGCAAAAGGCGAAUAGCUCUCCUCAAGCAAAAAAUACAGUGUCUACGGAAGGAGUCCAUCUUGAGCCAGUUGCUGUUAUUACUCCCCAACCUGUCGAGAAUGAAUUAUCAGAAGGUAUCGUGGAUUCAUCAGGAGAAAUGCCACGGCAGCAAGCACCCCCAUCCAGAAGAGAUGACAGCUUACAAGGAACUACCACGCCAGCAAAGCCACUCUCGCUCUAUCCAGCUGCUAUAGUAUCAAGUGCGAUGGUAGCUAGGGGUGAGAUCGGAUUCCUAAUAUCAGCCGUAGCGGAGAGUAAGGGUGUUUUCCGGCAACCUUCGGAGAGCGCCAACGAAGGCGCUUCAGAGCUCUUUCUCAUUGUAACGUGGGCUAUCGUCCUGUGCACUAUUAUUGGGCCGAUAUGUGUCGGGAUGCUCGUCAGGAGAGUAAAGAGGCUUGAGGCGCGGGCUGCGACAGCUGGAGAGAGGGGAACGAAGAAUGUCCUUGGUGUUUGGGGCGUUCAGUAGAGGUGUUGGUAUUGGUUACCUUAGUUGAAAGGAAAAUAGAUCGAGAGGGAUUUUAUCCCUACAAGUAAAAGAAUACCUAACUUCUUGAGUGUGCCACAUUAUAUAAGAUUCAGCCCGACAGUCUGAUGGAACCCGGAAGCAU